AUGCCCUCGCUUGAAGUUUUAAUUUCCCAUCUUCUGGCGGCUAAGCGGUCGCUUUCCUCCAUUAACCAUGUUUGGCAGGCCAACGAGAUCGUCACAGCUGCUGGGAAAAAGGUCCUCGAGUGCGCUGCCCUGAAAUCGAGGAUUGCCUUUGCGCGACGCACCCUCCAAGACCAGCUCGAGCUUCUUCGCAAGACCCGUGCCUGGUCUGAAGAAAUUGUACGCGCUGGCCGCGAAGCGUUCUCCGAUGCCCUUAACAAUCUGGAUGCGGCCGAUGACCGGCUUAGCCAGGCCUUAGACGCUCUUCGCGAUACCACAGUUCACUCUGCUUUCCGGCCAGAUGACGAAGAUCCGAAGACGCUCCACGAUUUCGUGGAUGAAAUGGGCCUGGAGGGACUGCACACCUCCUUGAAGAGCUCUAUCGACCGUGUAACCGCCAUUCAAGCUGAAUUAGAUGCCUCUAAUGGUGUGUUCGAUGCCGACAUUGGUUCCAUUCACCAUAAACUGCGCCAUUGGAUGUCGUCCAUCCAGCAAACAUCAUCCUCUCCCGAACUUGAAACUUCGUCUGAUGAAGAUCCGGAGCCGGAACUGGCAGUCGCCAAACCUGUGGUGGCAAUGUUCCGCUCCCUUGAAUCCCAUGCGAAAGACAUGGCAGAACUAUUGUCUUCGCUCGUGCAUCAUUUUGACCGCUGUGUAAAGGCUGUGAAGCACACUGAGGGUGGCGGCGAGGCUGCUCGUUCUAUUACCGGGGACAUGCCCGAGGUCCCAGCCGGCGAAGGCAUGUCUAACAUUGGCCAGGAGAUCAAUGCCAAUCUGAAUGCUCCAUUACAGCCAAUGUCAAACGAGGAAUACCGUGAAAUGGUCCUUGUACUAAUCAAGGAUGCCUUUGAAGCUGAAGAUGUAGUUGUGGAGAUCCAGGACCGGAUCACCGAGAUGGAACAGAUCGCUCAAAAUAUGGAUCUGCAGCAUGAUAUGCUCAAGUCACUCUGGAAGCAUGCUGGUCAAAUCAAAGCGGACAUGAUAGGAGUCAACGACCGCCUUCCUCAAUAUGGGCUCCAGUCCCUCAAAUUCAUUGCCACGUGGAGAGAAGAAAUUAGCAAUCUCAACUCUGGACUGGCCCAGCUCACUGACCUUCACGUCAUGUACGAAGAGUUUCUCAAUUCUUAUGACAACAUGAUCCUCGAGGCCGCCCGCCGGGCCCAGACUCGUAAGAAGAUGGAGAAAGUCCUCCGCGACGCAAAGCACAAGCUGGACCACCUCUAUGACGAAGACGUUGUUGCCCGAGAAUCGUUCCGCGUAGAGUAUGGUGACUUCCUCCCCUCCGACCUUUGGCCUUCUAUCAGCCGCGCUCCCAUGCGUGUUCGCUUCAAGCGUCUUUCCGGCGGCACCCUUCCCGACACUCAACAGCAAGGAGAUGCUCAGCCAAUUGGUGCUGUGGCCGAAGACACCCUCGGGGCUGAUGAAGGUGCCGAACCUGAAACUAUCCCUGAUCUACCUCAUGAUCUCAUUCGCGACGCAUAUGAGCGGAUCGUCGCCCGAGGCUAA
Messenger RNA from Penicillium chermesinum, 1542 nucleotides. RefSeq names its product autophagy-related protein 17. Gene Ontology annotation, cellular component: phagophore assembly site; Atg1/ULK1 kinase complex. Gene Ontology annotation, biological process: autophagy of mitochondrion; autophagy of peroxisome; autophagosome assembly. Gene Ontology annotation, molecular function: molecular adaptor activity; protein kinase activator activity. The record is from RefSeq and is a predicted model, not a curated record. Bases 1 to 1542 code for a protein of 513 amino acids. NCBI's taxonomy places the organism in Eukaryota, Fungi, Ascomycota, Eurotiomycetes, Eurotiales, Aspergillaceae. The transcript has a single exon.